GGCAAAAAAGAAAAACAAUAUUGAGGAAUAUGCAUACUAACCGGAGAUCAUCGGGUCGCAUCACGUCGGCAGCAACUCAACGCCGGCUAAAACCGGAGCCAGAACCGACGGUGAAGAAAUUCAUCAAGGUUAUUCUCCUCAAAACAAUCAAGGAAAAAAUGAUGAAAGUUCCAGCUAGAUUUGUGAGGUUUGGUCCUAAACUCACUGACAAUGUGACUCUCGAGACUCCUGUUGGUUUCAAGUGUUCGAUUCGGAUUAGAAGAAUCGGUGAUGAGGUUUGGUUUGAGAAAGGUUGGAGUGAGUUUGCAGAGGCUCAUUUUUUAAGUGAUGGUCAUUUUCUGUUUUUUCAUUACAAAGGGGAUUCAUGUUUUCGUGUUGUGAUCUUUGAUGUGUCUGCUUCUGAGAUUGAAUAUCCAUUGGACAAAGUUUAUGUCAUUGAGAGUGAUGAUGAUGAUGUUGAUAAUAAAGAAGAAGUGAUGGCAGUUAUGGAUGAUGAUGAACAAAGGUUUACUAGAUUUGAGACUAGUGAUGAUGAUGGAGUUAUUGAUUUGGAUGAUUUUGUUGAAGAAGAUGAAACCAAGAGUCAACAUUAGAUGAUGUUGAAGAGAUUGAUUAAAUGAGGCUAAAGAAGGAAGAUUAGAGAGUCUUGAGGAGUAGAAGAAGGUUUUUUCGACAAAGAUCUCUGCGGUUUCUAGCUCGUUAAACUUUAGCUUUCGAUUUUCGUUUUUAGUUGUGUAAUGUGUAGUGGAAAUUCUUGUCAAGUCUCAAUCUGGCAAGAACUUUAGCACAAUUGUAGUAAGAACUUGGCUUAACUUGUGAUAUCCUUUUGUUAGUUUGUGUGAUGUAUGUGUAUGUAAAAAUGCUUGUCCUGUCUGAAAUCUAGCAAAAACAGUUUUCUUACUCAAAGAAGAGAAAUCCUAGCUUUGGUGAAAUGAUUCUACAAGUUUUUACCAAUAAUAUAUGUAUUUUUUCAUU
This is a messenger RNA of Arabidopsis arenosa, 975 nucleotides long. Lineage: Eukaryota; Viridiplantae; Streptophyta; Magnoliopsida; Brassicales; Brassicaceae. The record is from the annotation of a GenBank genome assembly.